Messenger RNA from Chlorella variabilis, 1116 nucleotides. RefSeq lists its product as hypothetical. The record is from RefSeq and is a predicted model, not a curated record. The coding region runs from base 1 to 1116 and encodes 371 amino acids. Gene Ontology annotation, cellular component: cytosol; membrane; intracellular membrane-bounded organelle. NCBI's taxonomy places the organism in Eukaryota, Viridiplantae, Chlorophyta, Trebouxiophyceae, Chlorellales, Chlorellaceae. Gene Ontology annotation, molecular function: sterol binding. The transcript has 12 exons.
AUGGCUGAGCAGCAGCAGAACGGCGAGGAUGGGGGCUGGCUGUCGGGCGCCUGGAGCCUGGGCCAAUCCAUUUACAAUGCUGCGGCCAACACGGUCAACAGCGUGAUGGGGUAUGAUGAUCUGGACGUUGUCGACCCCACGGCCGGCGAGGCCACAUCGGGCAAGGAGGCUGCUAUCAGCGAGGAGCGUGCCAAGGCCUUCAGCAGCUACCGCGACUAUCUGGGCAAGGACAUCACCUCCCUGGUCAUCCUGCCCGUCUGGAUCAUGCAGCCCUUCACCAUGCUGCAGUGCAUGGGUGAGCUGAUGGAGUACACAGACCUGCUGGAUAAGGCGGCAGUGACCGAGGACCCUUACGAGCGGCUGGCGUGGGUGGUGGGUUUCACGAUGGGACCCUUUGGCACCAUCGAGCGCCCCUGGAAGCCCUUCAACCCCAUCCUGGGGGAGACGUUUGAGUAUGGCAAGCCCGACAGGGGCAUGAAGUACAUAGCGGAGCAGGUCAGCCACCACCCGCCCGUGGGCGCGGGUCACGGCGAGACGGAGCUGUGGACCUAUGACAUUGUGUCGGCUCCCAAGACGAAGUUUCUGGGCAACAGCGUGGAGGUGUACCCCAUCGGGCGCACCCGCAUCCGGCUCAAGCCCACAGGCGAGUGCGCGGAGAAGCCCGCAGACGACCCGUACGGCUUCACCCACUUUGCCCACACCCUCAACAGCUGCGAGGGCGGCAUCAACCCGCUACCCUCCGACUCCCGCCGCCGCCCCGACCGCGCGCUGCUGGAGCUGGGCAACUCGUCAGACUCUGCUGUGGCCAAGUACAACCUGGAGGAGAUGCAGCGGGCGGAGCGCAAGGAGCGGGAGAAGCGCGGCGAGAAGUGGCAGCCGCGCUGGUUCAAGCCGCUGCCCGAGGACGCAGGCGCGCUGCGGCGCUGGGGGGGCGGCCCAGUGCUGCCGGGCGAGUACAGCAACGAGGAGUGCCCCCAGUUUGAGUUCACCGGAGAGUACCUGAAGCUAGAGCAGCGGCCGCCCUCCGCAUCGGAAGAGGAGGUGCAAGGAGAAGGGUUUGUGCCCUGGUCCUAUCCCGAUAUACAUGCCAAGCUUGGGAAGGAGGCGGAGCGCUGA